AUGUUCUGCUUAAGACAAACCCACAGGAGCCAGCAACAGCAGCAACAGCAGCAACAGCAACAGCAGCAACAGCAGCAGCAACAGCAGCAGCAACAGCAGAAGGAAGAGCUGCAGAAGUGCUGCGGCCUCAGACGACCUUCCCUACCAGUGAAUUCGUACGCUACCAACUCCUUCGGCUGUAGCCCGUUUGCCUGCAGCAGCAGCAGCAGCAGCAGCAGCUGGAGCAGCAGCAGCAGCAGCAGCAGCAGGAUGGCAUCAAAUGAACUAGCUGAGGAUCCUCUGAGUGUCUCAGCCCCUGGGGCCCCACACGAUAUCCCCCGAGAGGCCCCACACCCAUCUUCUGCUCUCUGUGAAGCAGGCGCCUCUGCACAGCAGCAGCAGCAGCAGCAGCAGCAACAACAGUCGCAGCAGCAGGACGGUGGAGCAGCAGCAGCUUUAUCUGCAUUUGAAAGGUCGCAUGCGAAAUCUUCCUCCUCCAUAACGUCAGGCGCAGCAGCAGCAGCAGUACCGGCAGCAGCAGCAGCAGCAGUACCAGCAGCAGCAUCAGCAGUUCCAGCGGUAACCCCAGCAGCAGCAGCAGCAGCAGCAGCACUAGCACCAGCAGCAGCAGCAGCAGCAGCACGACCACCUCCCGCAGCAGCAGCACUACCAGUACCACCACUCCCCUCCUCCUCCUCCUCCGCCGCCUCCGCCUCCGCCUCCGCAGCAGCAGCAGCAGCAGCAGGAGCAGCAGCAGGAGCAGCAGCAGGAGGUGCUUAUGCAGGUUUUUAUGAGAAUGAUAUGCUGAACCGCCUGCAGGAAGCAGCAGCAGCAGCAGCAACAGCAGGAAUAGGAGCAGCAGCAGCAACAGCAGCAGCAGCUGCUGCAGUAGCAGUAGCAGCAGCAACAGCAGCUGCUGCAGUAGCAGUAGCAGCAGCAGCAGCAAGUGCUGAUGCUGCUGCCUGGGCGACUUCACCGCAGAACUCGCGGGGCUUUGCAGCAGCAACAGCAACAGCAGCAGCAAUACCGCAGCAGCAGCAGCAGCAGGAACAGCAGGAUGGAGAAUGCCCGGCGCAGCAGCAGGCCUUGCAGCAGCAGCUGCUGCAGCAGCUCGACGCGUUGCUGCUGGCUGCUGUGCACCAACACCAACUGCAGCAGCAGCAACAGCAGCAGCAGCAGCAACAGCAGCAACAGCAGCAGCAACAGCAGCAGCAACAGCAGCAGCUGCUGCAGCAGACGGGUAGGCUUGUGGCGCCUAUAGCGCUGUCUCUGUCUCAGACGGGUUUGCUGCUGAAGGCGCUCCUGUCUCUGCCUCUUCUUGCUGCUACUGCUUCCUUCAGGGAAUUGCUGCUGCAGCAUCCGCUGCUGGAGUUGGCUGUGAGGCUGAUCUCCAAACACUGCUCGUCUCUCACAGCAGCAGCAACAAAAGACGCCUUGCUGCUGCUCCUCGUGCUGCCUCCCAUGCAGUACCAGCAGCAGCAGCAGCAGCAGCAGCAGCAGCGGCAGCCGUGGGUUCGGCAGCAGCGGCUGCUCAUAGCUCGUUUGGUGCGGCGGCUGCUGCUGGUAGGGGGAGAGCUGCAGCAGCAGCAGCAGCAACAUCUGCUGCUGCUGCCGUUCCUGCUGCUGGCGAAGGACCCCUACUUUGCGCAGCAGGAAGGCUUGUGGCAGCAGCUGCUGCAGCAGCAGCUAGCUGCAGCAGGCAAUGGCCCUUUGCUGCUGCAGCCGCAGCAGCAGCAAGAAGCAGCAGUGGAGAUGACGCUGCAAUGCCUGGCGACUGCAGCACAAACUGCUGCCAAAGCCAGCAGCAGCAGCAGCAGCAGCAGCAGCAGGCACGAUCUUUCUUUUGUAUAUCAUGCGGUGUAUUGCCACCUGGGGGAGGAUUGGCUUCUAGCAGCAAGCCCAGCUGCUGUUGCUGCUGCGCUGCUGCAGCUGUGCCGCAUGCAGGUAUUGUCUCCUUCUUUAUUUGGUGCUGCUGUUGAGAGCCUUCUCUCCAGUGCGCUGCUGCAGCGGGAGCAGCAACUGCUGCAACUGCUGCGGCUGCUGGCGAUAUGUAAAAACUACUUCAGCAGCAGAACUAGCCCUGCAGCAGCAGCAGCAGCAGCUGCUGCUGCUGCUGCUGCAGCAAGAGGAGGCCUUGAACCCAACUACGCCCGCAGUGUCUCGCUGCCUCCCCCUAAGGAUUUGCUGCUGCUGCAGCAGCAGCAACUGCUGCAGCAGCAACAGCUGCUGAUGCAGCAGCAUCCGCUGUACACGGAGCGCUGCCGGCUGUUGCUGCGGCUGCUGCGGCUGAGGGUGUCUAUGAGAGCGGAGGCAGCAGCAGCAGCAGCAGCAACAACAAUUGAAGAGGGGUUUGCUCUUACUGAGUUGCUGCCAGCAUCUAAUGCGUACAAAGCUGCGCUGCUGCGGCGCUGCUGCAACGGGUUGCUGCAGGAACUUCAGCAGCCGCAGCAGUUUGCUGCUGCGCUGCUGCUGCUGAGUCGCUUGGGGGUAGGGCAUGGGUCUUCUGUUCGGUUUGCUGCUGCUGCUGCUGCUGCUCGCCUGUUGCCGGGCCUGCAGCCGCAGCAGUUUGCUGCACUGCUGUUGCAGCUGCCCUUUCCAAAUACAUUUGCUGCUCUUAUUGCUGCAAACAAGGCAGCAAAGUCUGCUGCUACUGCUGCUGCAGUGCAGCUCGCAUCCGCGGUCGUGCAGCAGCAACUGCUCCUGCAGCAGCAGCAGCAGCAGCAGCAGCAGCAAGAACUGCUUCUGGGCGAUUCCACCACCAAUUUACCUGCCUUGUCGAGCCCAGCAGCAGCAGCAACAGCAGCAACAACAACACGCAGCUGCAGCGGGCCUGCAGGAAUAAGAACAGCAGAAGCAGCAGCAGCAACAGCAGCAGGAGCAGCAGCACCAGCAGCAGGCAGUGAAGCGCUUGCUGCUACUGAUGUAAUUGUCUCUCUGCUGCAUAAGAUGCGUGUGAUUGGCUUCUGUCGCUUUGCAGCUGAAGCUGUUGCUGCUUGCUGCGCUGCAGUUGCUGCUGCUGCACCCUCUUCCUUUCCAGCCCCAGCAGCAGCAGCAGGAACAGGAGCAGCAGCAAGAAGAGGAGGGCUUGCUGCUCUCUCCCUGCCGCAGCUAACUGCAGCAGCAGAAUGUUUUGCUGCUACUAACAGCACUGUUCCUUACCCGCUUCUUGCUGCUGUGCUGCAGCGGCUGCGGGCCUCAGGGGGUGCAGCAGCAGCAGCAACAGUUGCUGCUCUCGCCAGGAUUGUUGCAGCAGAGCUUUCUCAUUACACCAGAGGCCUACCCCCUGCUGCUACUCCUGCAGCUGCUGCUGCUGCAGCUGCAGCAGCAGCAGCUGCUGCUGCUUCCAAGUCGGCCCUGCUUGAGGCAGCAAACUGCCCUGCAGCAGCAGCAGAAGAAGCAGCAAAUGCAGCAGCAGCAGCAACACCAACGACAGCAGCAACAGAGGUAGGCAUGCCAGCAGCAACGCGCAGCUCCUGUCAGCAGCAGCCUGUUACAGUGGUAGCAGCAGCAGCAGCAGAAGCAGCAGCAGCAGCUGCUGCUGGUGGAGCCAAUGCGGAUGCAGCCGCAGCAGCGGCAGCUGCUGCUGCUUCCGGUGCAGCAACGGCGCAGCAAUUGCUGCGGCUGCUGCUGCAGCUAGCUGAGAAGGCGGAGCUAACAGCAGCAGAAGCCGUUGAUGUUCUGAAGGAUCCCGAACUGCAGCAGGGCAGCAGCACAUCCACCUUCUUCUUCUUCAGCAACAACAACAGCAGCAGCAGCAGCAGCAGCAGCAGCAGCAAGUGCGUGUUGUGUGUGUGCAGCAUAGCGGACUGGGAUUCUCUUAAGGGAGACACUGCUGCUGCUACGCGUUUCUAUGAGGCUCUGUGUCUUGCUGCAGCACACAGACAGACAGCAGCAGCAGCAGCAGAAGCCUUCAAAUGCCUUGCUGCUGCGAGCAGCAUCCCAGAACUGCAGCAACAGCAGCAGCAGCUUACGCCGCUGCAGCAGUUUGAGCGGCAGCUGGUCCUUCAAGAAGAGGCUGAGCAGCAACAGCACGAGCAGCAGCAGCAACAGCAGCACCAGGAGCAGCAAAAACAGCAGCAGCAGCAGCAGCAGCUUGAUGAGGAGCUCUCACCUGUAGAAGCAGCAAUCGAUUACCUUGGAAUAGGCCUCAAUAGUGCUUUAGGGCAGCAGCUUGCUGCUGCUGCUGCUGCUGCUGCUGCUGCUGAUGCUGCUGCACCUGCUGUUCAUGCUGCAGCUUCUUCGGCUGCUGCUGCUACUGCUGACACGGCAUGGGACCUACGCAAAACACCACCCGCAGAAAAAGCAGCAGCAGCAACAGCAGCAGCAGCAGCAGCAGCAGAUGUUGCUGCAUGCAGGCAUAGCCCAAACGACAAGAUACAAAUACCUCUUCCUCGGCCCCCGCCCUUAGCAGCAGCAGCAGCAGCUGCUGCUGCUGCUGCAGCGGAGGCAGCAACAACAAAAACAACAACAGCAGCUGCACCAGCAACAGCUGCAGCAGAAGCAGCAGCAACAGCAACAGCAGCAGAAGCAGCAGCAGAUCCUUUAGAGUUUAUGCUGUUUCGUCAGCCUCUGCGUGGAGGUGCGGAGACACUGCAACGAGCAGCAGACUCAGCAAUCCUCUCCGAGCUGCAAAUGAUCUUUUCUAGCUCCCGGAGGACUCCGCGCAGACAUCUGGAGGUUUGUAUUUCCUUUGGGAGGCUGCUGCAUCUUCUUCCUGUCUCCUCCUUCUUCCGCGCUGCAGCAGCAGCAGAAGCAGCAGCAGGCCCAGCAGCAGCAGCAGCAGCAGCAGCAGGGCGGCCUCGUCCUUGGGUAGUGCCGAGCACACCCGCUGCACCUUAUAGCAGCAACAGCAGCAGCAGCAGCAGCAACAGCAGCAGCAGCAGGAUGCUGGAUUGCUUGGAGACAGGGGGAUUCGCUUUGCUGCCAGCAGCAGGAGGUGAAGCUACACCCGACUGGGGCAGCGAGCAGUGGGGUGUUGGUUUGCUGCUGCUGCGAGAAGACAAAGACAUCUGCUUCUCACCUUUGCUGCUGCUGCAGCGCCGCAUUCAUGAGCUUGCUGCUGUAGAAGCUGCUGCUGCUGCUGCCGGUUCUGCUGCUCUCCCGCGCAGAGUCUCCCGCCAGCAGCAGCAGCAGCUGCAGCUACUGCAGCAACUGCGCCUGCUGCAGCACAGGCUGCAGCAGCAGCAGCAGCAGCAGCAGCAGCAGCAGCACUUCAGGCUCAAGCCUCAGGCGGCGCUGCGGCAGCGAAUGCUCUCGGAUUUGUUGGGGUGGAAAAUCAUUUGUUUAAAUGCAGACAAAGCUGCCGCUCUCCUGCAGCCUGAGGCGGAGCCGCUGCUGCUGCAGCGUCUUGCUGCUGUAGCAAGAGAAGCCCCGAUGCCCCCUAUUCUAGCAGCAGCAGCAGCAGCAGGAACAGCAGCAGGAACAACAACAACAGCAGCAGCAGCAGCAGCAGCAGCAGCUACAUGGGCAGCUGCAGCAAACCCUGAAGCUGUUCGGGAGGCAGCAGCAGCGCAGCUGCAGCGCGAGCUGUAUUUUGUGUUGUCUUAG
Eimeria acervulina is the source of this 5526-nucleotide messenger RNA. RefSeq names its product SOH1 domain-containing protein, putative. Lineage: Eukaryota; Apicomplexa; Conoidasida; Eucoccidiorida; Eimeriidae. Gene Ontology annotation, cellular component: nucleus. The record is from RefSeq and is a predicted model, not a curated record. The transcript has 8 exons. Bases 1 to 5526 code for a protein of 1841 amino acids.